Molecule: messenger RNA, 1058 nt
Organism: Cajanus cajan (pigeon pea)
Lineage: Eukaryota; Viridiplantae; Streptophyta; Magnoliopsida; Fabales; Fabaceae
Product: fasciclin-like arabinogalactan protein 11
Biological process (GO): plant-type secondary cell wall biogenesis
Cellular component (GO): plasma membrane
Source: RefSeq, a predicted model, not a curated record
GUUAACUUAUCAUUCCAAAAAGCAACAAAGAAACCUAGAAUUUUCAACUACCAAUAAGAUGAUGAAGCAAAUCAUCUUCCUCCCUUUCCUACUACAACUCUUUGCUCUCAUAGUAUCUACCCCACCAGCUCCAGCUCCAGCGAAACCAUUAGUCCCCUUAUUACCCCAAUCUCCCACGUCAGAUUCAUCUUCUGGUCAAGACAUCAUCAAAAUUCUAAGGAAGGCCAAAUCAUUCAACACACUAAUCCGCUUGCUCAAAACCACCCAAAUUAUCGACCAAGUCAAUGCACAACUUGUUACCACAAAAUCUGGAGGCCUAACCAUUCUUGCACCUGAUGAUGGUGCCUUCUCACAACUCAAAGCAGGUUACUUCAACUCUCUGGAUGAUCGCCAACAGAAAGAACUGAUACGGUUCCACGUUCUUCCGGUUUAUGUCUCCAGCUCCAACUUUGAUUCUCUUAGCAAUCCAGUGUUGACACUGGCCAGUGAUAGCCCCACAGGGUAUCAAAUAAAUGUGACGGCUUAUGCGAACAAUAUGAAUAUUUCAACUGGGGUGGUGAAUGCAACUCUCACAAGCGUUGUGUACUCCGAUAAAACUCUUGUCAUAUAUCACGUGGACAAGGUGCUUAUUCCUUUGGAUUUCUCGAAGCCUAAGGCUCCAGCUCCUGCUCCAACUCCAACGUUGGCCAAGGCACCUAAAGUUGAUAAGGGAGACACAAACAAAGCCACUUCUGCUUCCAACGCCAUCAAUUUAAUUAGCAGCCAUGGAACAAUGUUUGUGUCACUUGCUGUUGCUUUAGUCUCAGCAAUCUCCAGUUGAGGAAAACCCUUUUGUAGGCUAUUCCCAAAUUUUAGGAACAAGUUUUUACGUUACUCCUUUUGUGGAAUGCUAUUCAUCAUGCUCUUUUUCUGGUUGUCCUGGGAAGAGGGCUAUGUGAACCUUUUCCUUAUUUUCUUGUUUAAUUACUUUUAUGUGUAAUAUAAACUUAAUUAUUCUGUUGUAACGAAAAAGGAAGGCUUUUGAAGAUGACUCUACCUCAUUUUAUUUUUCGUCUUCA